Messenger RNA from Recurvomyces mirabilis, 1830 nucleotides. RefSeq lists its product as uncharacterized. The coding region runs from base 1 to 1830 and encodes 609 amino acids. The transcript has 2 exons. Gene Ontology annotation, biological process: regulation of DNA-templated transcription; DNA-templated transcription. NCBI's taxonomy places the organism in Eukaryota, Fungi, Ascomycota, Dothideomycetes, Mycosphaerellales, Teratosphaeriaceae. Gene Ontology annotation, molecular function: DNA-binding transcription factor activity, RNA polymerase II-specific; zinc ion binding; DNA binding. The record is from RefSeq and is a predicted model, not a curated record.
AUGUUGAUCAAGUCACUGUCUGGUCUCACGGAGGCCACUAUCUUGGUUGGACCAUCCUUCUCCAACGGGACCAUGUCCGAGGCUGGCCCGUCGACACCAUCAAUCAAGAGAGCUUGCGAUGCUUGCCAUCGUAGGAAGGUUAAAUGCAUUGGAGAUGGAACGAAGCCAUGCAAGAACUGCACAUCCGCCGGCUUGACAUGCACCUAUAAUGCCAUCCCACAAAAGAAAGGACCCAAGGGCUCCCGAGCAAAGGUCAUCUCGGAGCUUCGCGAGAACCAGCGCCAGUCCCAGCUUGCUGCUGCACAACUGCAAGACGUCCCAGCACAAUCAGCAGGAUAUCUACCACGGAGCAGACUGGUCUCUUUCGACAUGAUCACAGCAUGUGUUGACUACUACUUCGCCAACCUCUAUCCGACGCAGCCUAUCCUUCACAGGGUUCGUGUGGGUGAGACGAUUGGUCAGAUGGACAACAAUGUUGAGGCAUACUGUUUGGUCAUGUCACUGUGUGCGUACAUGAUGAUCCAGCCGAACAUGGUUCUUCCACCUGGAGCAUUCGAAGGGCUGGAUGUCACUCCACAAUCAAGUCUGUCGCUGGGUAUAACGCUCCUACAAGAGACGAUUCGGGUACGAAAGGCAUACGACUAUGUUGACAGCCCGACUGUAUGGACCGUCAUCACAUCGUUCUUCCUGUUCGGCAGCAAUUUCUGCCUUGACAAGCAUAAUACGGCAUGGUUCCACCUCCGCGAGGCCACGACUCUGGCGGAGCUGAUGGGCAUGAAUAGCGAGGAGCACUAUCAAAUGAUGGACCUGGCUGAAAGUUCGAGAAGGCGAAGGCUAUACUGGCUCUUGUUCGUCACAGAACGUGCAUACGCCCUACAACGACAUCGACCGCUGACCUUGCAUGCCACUAUCAAUCUACCGACCCAUGACGAAGAUCCCGCCGAGACUGUCGAGCUCAACGGCUUUAUCCACCUUGUCAAUCUGUUUCGUCCUUUCGACGAUACAUUUGUGGGAAUCUGGAACAAGGCUAAGAGUGGAUGUACUACCCACUUCCUGGAGCAAGUCCAACAGCAACUCUGUGAUGCAUUACCGGCCUACCUAUCAUGCACCGAGAGUCAAGCCGUCGAUCUUCGAUGCUCUCAACAAUGGUUACGGACUAUGGUGUGGCAGCUAUCCAUCAGCCAGGGCUUCCUCUCAUCAGCUGCCGGUGAAUCGGCAAUGUCUUUCAAAUUCCCCAUUGAAGUCUCUCGAGAUCUUGUGGCAUCAACUAAUCAGUUCACACAGCAGGCUAUGGAGGUGCAUGGCAUUGGACUAAUCGAGAAAUUGUUCGACAUUGCCUGCACAUUGACGGACGUCAUGUCCUGCGUCCCACUCGAACAGCAUACAUUCGAGUACGGUCCACGAGACUACCUGAGCCAACUUAUGGCUUUGAUAUCGAGCUUGCGGGGUGGCCAGCAAAAAUACAUGCCGCUACUACUCAGCAAGAUCAAUGAGAGCAUGCCUGCGAUGCCAACACACGGCUACGCACUCCCUCCACGGGUAGAGGACAUCUACGACAGCAGUCAAACACAUAGCAGCGGCCCGAACAGUGGCGUAUCCUCGCCCUUCGGGAGUCCACCACUCGGUGUACCAGGCUUUGGUCCGAGUCCGAACUUCCCAUUUCCAGACAUGGCAGGCCCGCCCACGUCUGCCGGAUUCGCUUCUACCAUGGCCACGAGUAGUAUGCCGUAUUCUGACCUGGCAAACACACCGCCCGUGCAUAUGUAUCAGGAUCAAUCUAUGUUAGGAUAUCCAGGAACUCCUGGACAUAUGAAAUACGAGAGUGGAUGA